AUGUCGAUUACCCAUAUUGUUCUUUUCCAGUUCAAGUCAGAAGUAGCCGCUGAGGUUGUUCACAAUGCCUGCGAACGUAUGCUUGCUCUCAAGGACAAUUGUGUCCAUCCCACCUCACAACAGCCCUACAUCAAAUCGGCGUCUGGCGGGAAAGAUAAUUCUCCCGAAGGCAACCAGAAUGGAAUUACACACGCAUUCGUGGUAGAGUUUGCGAGUGCUGCAGAUCGGGACUACUAUGUACAAAGUGAUCCGUCUCAUCUGGCCUUCGUUAAAACCCUCGAUGGGCUCAUCGAGAAAGCACAAGUCAUAGACUUCACCGACAGAGUUCUUUGA
Messenger RNA from Penicillium verrucosum, 333 nucleotides. RefSeq names its product Dabb family protein. The coding region runs from base 1 to 333 and encodes 110 amino acids. Lineage: Eukaryota; Fungi; Ascomycota; Eurotiomycetes; Eurotiales; Aspergillaceae. The record is from RefSeq and is a predicted model, not a curated record. The transcript is spliced from 3 exons.